AUGUGUGGAUUCCCAUACACACCGCACACACUUGCACACGUGACCUUUGAUUCUGGUGGACAAUAUGUUUUAAAGCAGCAUAGUCUGCAGGUGAAGCCCACACACAGCUGAAUCUCAACAUUGGAUGGUUUCAGACUGCACCAGUGCAAAUAUGUAUCAGUAUGUUCGCAAGAGGAGCAACAGCACCAGGAAAAAGUCAGUCAAGUGAUCCUUUAUGGUUGGAGAAGAUGGGUCUCUCUCCUGAGGCUCAAUAUAUUUCAAACAUUAUAGAAAACUCCAUCAGUAGAGUUGAAAUUGCAGCAAGCCUGCCCAACAUCCUCCAGGUUCACAGCUUGACUGAUGUGGACGAGGACUUGAGGAGGGUACUUCAAGAGCAUCAAAUAUUAAAUGAAAAACUAGAGAAACUGGAAGGUCUCAAGCAAGAGUCAGAGAAGGAUCAAAGAGGAGAAGCUGAGGAAGCAAGCAGGAGAGGGAAAGUUCAGCUUGAGAAGGAUAUAAAAAGCUCGUCCAGAAAAGUGCUCAGAUUUUUCAGAGUCAAUCCAAAUGCAUUUUUUAGUUUAAGAGCAGAGCUGGAUGUGGAAGUUGGGGAGAGUGAGUCCAUUUUAAUCAGAGCGCUUAAGUCAUUUCAAAGCCACAUGAUGAAAAUGUUGAUCAGUCCAGAUGAGGAGCCUCAGCUGUCUUCAGCCGCUGUUCGAAAUCUGGAGUACUUGAUUCCACAGGAGGAAAAAGUCGCUACAACCCUAAAGAAAACAAAUGAAGAGUGUGCACAGUAUGAAAGGGAGAUAAAGGAUCUCCAGAAUUAUCUGAAGAAUAUAGAAGAAGAGGAUUUGCCACUCUUUCCAGAUAAACCAGACCAGAAAACUACAGAGACACAAAGCCCAAAGCUAACCAGUUUACAACAGGAAAUUGAUAAACUGAACAUACAGCUCAAAAGUUUGAUGCUUGAAAACAGACAGGUAGAGCGAAAUAUCCAGGAGAAAAAUGAAAUUCUGAGGAAGGAAAUUGAAAACUUAAUCCAGGUGUUUGAUGAUAAAAUGGAAGAAACCCAGACCAAGCUGGACCGGACUGAGAGUGAAUAUGCAAAUGAACAGGAGGUGUUGAAGGAGCUGGAGAAAACUUUUCCUGCCCUAGAGGUGAAAUACAACCAGAUCCUGGAGAAGCGGCGGCUGGCAGAAGAGAAGAUAAGGGAAGAGAUGAAGGAGCUGGAGCUAAAGACCAAAGCGGCUAUUAUUGCCCAGUCCUGGUGGAGAGGUUACCGUACUCGUAUGGCCCUAAAGAACAAGGGCAAAGGCAAAAAGUCCAAGAAAGGAAAAGGCAAAAAGGCUAGAUAAACUGCUAACUAGUUUCAUCACAUUGUGUUUUUUUGGAUGUUGUUUAAAACAUUGAUCUACUCAAGCUAUUCCAAGGAAAUAGGACUGGUUGGGCAAAUAACUUUUAUCUAAUGUCCACAUGGAGGCAGCAGAAGCCUCCCGUUCAGAAUUACCUACAUCCUGCUUAUUUUGUAGCCACUAGCACUAUUGACAGUUGUAGUUUUGUAAACUGAAAUACACCAAAUGAGUACAAGCCCACUUAAAAUGAUUAAACUGAUAUAAGAUUUAUGGCCACGCUCUGAUAAUUACAAUGAAAGGCUACAUGGGUAUAUUUAGCUAAAUUAUUGGGCCAUUAAAGUUUAUUUUGUUUUAUUUUGUUUUUUCCAGCAUUCAGUGCACCCCAUUGAUUGCACAAUUAGCUUUUAGUUCAAUUUGCAACAAAAAGUUAAGGACACUGUGUUAUAUGUGAACAAAAAUGUAAUGCAGUCAUUUUAAAAAGCAUUUUUAAUCUGUUUAUUUAAUUAAAAAUAU
Molecule: messenger RNA, 1841 nt
Organism: Melanotaenia boesemani (Boeseman's rainbowfish)
Lineage: Eukaryota; Metazoa; Chordata; Actinopteri; Atheriniformes; Melanotaeniidae
Gene: drc10
Product: IQ motif containing D
Exons: 5
Coding region: 162-1331 (389 amino acids)
Molecular function (GO): protein binding
Source: RefSeq, a predicted model, not a curated record